AUAAUUUUAUUGUAAAUGUUAAUUUCCAGCUUGAAUGUAGCCAAGGUCAUUGUUGUUGGUGAUGUAGGAGUUGGAAAGACCUGUUUAAUAAACAGAUUCUGCAAAGACACAUAUGACAAGACAUACAAAGCAACUAUUGGAGUGGAUUUUGAGAUGGAGAGAUUUGAGGUCCUCGGGGUGCCCUUCAGUUUGCAGUUGUGGGACACAGCAGGUCAGGAAAGAUUCCGAUGCAUUGCAUCCACAUACUACAGAGGAGCUCAAGCCAUCAUUGUUGUCUUUGACCUGAGCAAUUAUGACUCUUUGGAUCAUGCAAGAGAGUGGCUUGAAGAUGCCAUGAGAGACAAUGACCCAUCUAGUGUUCUCCUCUUCCUCGUGGGAACCAAAAAGGAUCUUAGUCACCCAGAUCAGUUGGCUCAAAUGGAGCAAGAGGCCGUUCGACUCGCCGAGGAGAUCAGAGCAGAGUAUUGGGCCGUGUCUGCGCUGUCAGGGGAAAGUGUGAGAGAUUUUUUCCUGCGGGUUGCAUCGCUUACAUUUGAGGCGACUGUGUUAUCUGAGCUGGAGAGGAACAACUCUAGACAAGCUAGUGAUAUUGUCAAAAUAUCCAACAAUUGUGAUGAAAAUUUUACAAAGAGGCAAUCCAGCUGCUGUCGUUGACUAAAAGUAUGUAACGUUCAAAUUGCAAUAGAAGUGAUCCUUGAAUACAGACUUUGGGAUGAAGUCCCAUAAUGUCCAGAUGCACAUCUUUGAGUUAAAGAAAAAAAUUAUACACACACAGGAUUUGGCCAGUGAGAUGAGGGAAUCUCAACAAGAAUUCAUCUGAAAGUGAAGUUCGGAAUGUAAUCAGAAGUGUACUAAUGAAUCCAUGAUAUAUUCCAUGCGUUUUUUAGUUAUGAAUUUGAAAGCAUUUUUCUGUAUCAUGAUUGUAUUACUUGAUUAUUAUGUGGAUACACAGUGAUUGAGUUUGUCAUAGACUAUCAAAUAACCAGGAUCAAGUGAGUGGUUUUGUCCAAAAAUGUGUUAAAUUUUGUUCCAAGAAGUGUUAUAUAAAGAUUUAAAUGUGUAAAUCUAACUGUAAAUACUUGGUGUCAUUUCAAGUUGAUUACAUAAAGCGAUGCGAAUCCCUGUAAUUUGAUAAGUUCUGCCUUCACAUUUGCUUUCUCCUAGCAAACAGCAGUUUAUGUGCAGAAUACUUAAGAGGUCACAUGAAAUGCCCUCCUGGUGGUUCUGAGUGGAUAUUUUGUAAAUGUAGCCCUUUUUUUUCAUUGCAUCAUGAGUUUCUCUGGCUAAUAUGAUACAUAUGCCAGCACUCAUGACCACAGGCUCUGCUGCCGUCUGCGUGACACAAGAUUCCCACUGCGAGCUAAAUGGAAGGAUUGUUAAGACGUAAAUGGAGAAAUAUCACUCGAACAAAAAUUGUGAAGCAAAAAUGAGCAGCUCAACAAACAUCCCACUUAUAUUCUGUACUGAAAUGUCCCCUUAAGUCUUCAUGACAGAAUAAAGGUUAAAAUCCCAAAAA
Messenger RNA from Cyprinus carpio (common carp), 1516 nucleotides. RefSeq names its product RAB34, member RAS oncogene family b. The transcript has 8 exons. The record is from RefSeq and is a predicted model, not a curated record. NCBI's taxonomy places the organism in Eukaryota, Metazoa, Chordata, Actinopteri, Cypriniformes, Cyprinidae. Gene Ontology annotation, biological process: phagosome-lysosome fusion; endocytosis. The coding region runs from base 16 to 654 and encodes 212 amino acids. Gene Ontology annotation, molecular function: GTP binding; GTPase activity.